This is a messenger RNA of Rana temporaria (common frog), 2448 nucleotides long. It is a transcript of the gene GRK7, whose product is annotated as G protein-coupled receptor kinase 7. Gene Ontology annotation, cellular component: cytoplasm. The transcript is spliced from 4 exons. NCBI's taxonomy places the organism in Eukaryota, Metazoa, Chordata, Amphibia, Anura, Ranidae. Bases 408 to 2069 code for a protein of 553 amino acids. The record is from RefSeq and is a predicted model, not a curated record. Gene Ontology annotation, biological process: signal transduction; regulation of signal transduction; protein phosphorylation. Gene Ontology annotation, molecular function: rhodopsin kinase activity; ATP binding.
CAGUUUAACCACAAGACUGUCAAGGGUAAUCUAUUAUUUUGAUCAUUUAUUCGUGUACAUAAUUCACCAUGAAGGUUCACACCUGGCUCUUGCUGUUCUACCUUGUACAUGUGUUGGACUCCCACUGAUUCUCGUAACACGCCUUGCUGUAUGUAAUCGGCAGCUAUAGAUAGCAAAGGAAAAGCUCCUUACAGCAGAGAAAUCUCUUACUAGUCACUUUCCACAAAUGGUACAAGCAAAGGUCUUAAUGAAAAUCCCUAUGUGGUAUUUAAUGCUAACUGUUGCUGGCACCUGUGUCACAGUGGCUGAGGAGGGAGACGAUAGUCCCAGGGAGAGAGGGUAGAAGUCUUGUGACCUCUGUCCCAGCAAGGUGUAUUUGUCAUAUUUGCCAAGACUCAGCGGCAGCCAUGUGUGAUAUGGGAGGACUAGAUAAUCUUAUAGCCAAUACAGCUUACUUGCAGGCCAGGAAAAGCAGUGAAGGGGAUCUGAGAGAGUUGCAGAAAAGGCGUAAGAGCCUGUCUUUGCCUCCGCCGGAUGCUUGUCGCAAGGAAAUAAAAGACACCAUUACUCUUGACUUUCAGAGCAUCUGUGUGGAUCAGCCCAUUGGCCGACGACAGUUCAGAGACUUCUUAAACUCAGUACCAGAGUACCUUAUGGUUCAGGACCUCCUGGAUGAAAUACAUGACUGGGAGCUGGAGGAGGGUUCUGCCAAGGAGCAGCUACUACAGUCUUUGGUGACCAAAAGGUUUAAACAGGAUUCUCCGGAUCGCCUCGCUUGUUUCAGCGAAGACCUUUCCAAACGCCUCCAGAAUGCCCAGGGUGCUGAGAUUCCACCACUGGUUCAGCUUGUCAAGGAGGAGGCAAAUGCUUACCUUGCAAAAGACCCAUUUGAGGCCUACCAAAACAGCAAUUUCUAUGACCGAUUCCUCCAGUGGAAAGCCUUUGAGAGGCAGCCAAUCACUCAUAAAUAUUUCUAUGAGUUUAGAGUGUUGGGAAAAGGUGGCUUUGGAGAGGUGUGUGCUAUACAAGUGAAGAACACAGGUCAGAUGUAUGCUUGUAAAAAGCUGGACAAGAAGCGUCUCAAGAAGAAAAAUGGGGAGAAAAUGGCCUUGCUGGAGAAGGAGAUCCUAGAGAAGGUUCACAGCCCUUUCAUUGUCUCUUUGGCCUAUGCAUAUGAGACUAAAACUCACUUGUGCCUAGUGAUGACCAUUAUGAAUGGCGGAGACCUCAAAUAUCACAUCUACAAUGUAGGAGAGAAAGGACUAGAGAUUAAGCGGGUGAUAUUUUAUUCAGCCCAGAUUUGCUGUGGCAUCCUGCACCUUCACUCUCUGAAUAUCCUAUACCGGGACAUGAAGCCAGAAAAUGUUCUUCUAGAUGACAAUGGCAACUGUCGUCUUUCUGACUUGGGACUUGCUGUUAAGGUGAAGGAAGGACAACCCAUCACUACCAGGGCUGGGACCAAUGGUUACAUGGCACCUGAAAUUCUGAAAGAUGAGAGUUACAGUUAUCCUGUGGAUUGGUUUGCAAUGGGUUGCAGCGUGUAUGAAAUGAUUGCAGCCCAAACACCUUACAGAGAUCCAAAGGAGAAGCCAAACAAGGACGAGGUGAAACGGAAGACACUGGAGGACCCGGUUACAUUUAACCAUCCAAACUUCACUACAGAGGCUAAGGAUAUAUGUAAACUCUUUUUAGCAAAGAAACCAGAGGAGCGAUUGGGAAGCAGAUCCAAUGAUGAUGACCCGCGGAAACAUCAUUUCUUUAGUUCAAUAAACUUCAACAGACUGGAGGCUGAGAUGGUGGACCCUCCGUUUGUCCCAGACCCGUCUGUGGUCUAUGCUAAGGACAUCGCAGACAUAGCUGAUUUCUCUGAGGUCAAAGGGAUUGACUUUGAUGAAAAAGAUAACAAAUUAUUCAAGAGGUUUGCAACUGGUGCAGUGCCAAUCAGCUGGCAACAAGAAAUCAUUGAAACUGGACUAUAUGAUGAGCUCAAUGACCCAAACAGGCAAAGCACUGGAAAAUUCUCGUUUAGCGAUGGUGAGAAAAAAUCAGGAGUGUGUUCCAUAAUAUAGUAAGCAUUCUCUGUAAAUUAGUGGCAGAAUGGGGCAUAUUUUUUAAGCAGUUUUAUUCAGAUAGCUGCAGAUAUCGUUUUCCUCUAGUUAAGUUCUCUCAAUGCAAGUCACUUGUUCACCAGAUCCCUCUGGAAAAGAAGUAAACAAGGUACUAUCUGAAAUUGUAUCGAAACACAGCUUAAAGGAUCAGGGUUCAGAGGUUGACUGGAAUCUAUCAGUUGCUGCCCAUCAAUGGCCUCAUUAGAGCACUCUGUUAUUUGAUGCUGUUAUGCACACUCAGAAGCUAGAAAACAAUGGGGGUUAGUUACUUACGAAAGGCAAAUCCACUUUGCACUUGAAAUUGGACUGAAAGUGCACUUGGAAGUGCCGUCGCUGUAAA